UUCUUCUUUUCUGGAUUUCGCGUGACACGAUGUAUUAUAAGUGCGAUUCCAUUGAAGUGUUGUUGUUUGACCGUCGGUCAAAUCCCUUGGUAGAUCCUUUUAUGUUCUCUCUUUGUGAUGCGUGACUUUGACUUUGUGUUUCUCGUUUGAAGCAGGUGAUCACGUAAUUAUUCCCUUACACUCAUCUUCAUCGGUGGUCACGUAAUUAUUCCCUUCCGCUCAUCUUCAUCUCUCUCUCUCAUCCUCAUCGGUGGUCACGUAAUUAUUCCCUUACACUCAUCUUCAUAAAUCUCUCUCUCUCUCUCUCUCUCUCUCUCUCUCUCUCUCUCUCUCUCUCUCUUGAAUGGAGCGCGAGGGUAUAACAGAAGAAGAGAGGCUGAAGGUUGACAAAGUCAACUCGACUAACGGAUAUGAUCACUGGGAUCAAGAUCAAGACGAUGAUCCCGCAAAGGGAGACGAGGGAUCGAGGAAAAUCAAGAAACUCGAUUCGUUCGACAUAGAGACCGCCCGAUUCAAGUCGGACCAUGGCCAUUCAUCAAACCAGAAUUUGCCACGGUUGAUGGUACUGAAGCUUGCUAUUCAGAGCAUCGGGGUGGUGUAUGGCGAUUUAGGCACGUCGCCUCUCUAUGUCAUGCCAGGAAUUUUUCCUGACGGGAUAAAACACGAAGACGAUAUCCUCGGAGCACUAUCUCUAAUCUUCUACUCGAUCAUCCUCAUUUUCAUGAUCAAGUAUGUCUUCAUUGUUCUAUCAGCAAAUGACAAUGGCGAUGGAGGGACGUUUGCUUUGUACUCUCUUAUGUGCCGCAAUGCCAAGGUGAGCUUGACCCCUAACCAACAAGCCGAAGACAAGGAAGUCUCGAACUACCGACUUGAGGUGCCGAGCCGCCGCCUCCGGCGGGCCUCCGCCAUGAAGUCAUUGCUCGAGAAUAGCAAGGCGGCCAAGUACUUGCUCUUGUUUGUAACUAUGUUGGGCACCGCCAUGGUCAUCGGAGACGGAAUCCUCACACCAUGUAUAUCUGUAUUGUCGGCUAUUGGGGGCAUAAAAGAAGCUGCGAGUUCACUUGGAGAUGAUCAAAUCAUGUGGAUCUCUGUGGUGAUCUUGAUCUUUCUGUUUCAAAUCCAAAGGUUCGGUACUCACAAAGUCGGAUACAGCUUCGCCCCGAUUCUCUCUAUAUGGUUCCUCAGUAUAGCACUCAUCGGCAUCUACAAUAUCGCAAAACAUGACUCGGGAGUGAUCAAAGCCAUCAAUCCGCUCUACAUCGUCCAUUACUUCAGGAGAAACAAAAAGGAAGCAUGGAUUUCUCUUGGAGGGGUCAUUCUCUGUCUAACUGGUUCUGAAGCAUUGUUUGCUGAUCUGGGGCAUUUUAAUAUCCUGUCAAUUCAAUUGAGUUCAUGCCUACUUGUCUUUCCGUCAAUCAUCCUCGCCUACUUUGGUCAGGCGGCGUAUCUCCGAAAGCACACUCAAGAUGUUGCUAGCACUUUCUACAGCUCGAUACCGGAAUCGGUGUAUUGGCCAAUGUUUGUGAUAGCGGUGUUGGCGGCGAUAAUAGCAAGUCAAGCCAUGAUAUCGGCCACGUUCGCCAUAGUGAAGCAGUCGGUCGCGCUCGGGUGCUUCCCACACGUGAAGGUCGUGCACACUUCGCAAAAGCACGAGGGUCAGAUUUACAUACCUGAGGUCAACACCUUACUCAUGUUGGCCUGUGUUGGUGUCACCCUUGGCUUCGAAACCACAUUAAAGUUGGGCAAUGCUUAUGGAAUUGCGGUAGCAUUCGUUUUCACUGUCACGUCCACAUUCCUCGUAAUCGUGAUGGUCAUGAUUUGGAAGACCAACAUACUCCUCAUAAUCCUCUAUGUCCUCACCAUCGGGCUUGCGGAGUACGUGUUUCUUAGCUCGGUCCUCUACAAAUUCGUGGAUGGGGGUUACGUCCCACUCGUCUUCUCUGUCAUAAUGGUCACCAUCAUGUUGCUAUGGAAUUACGGAUACCAAAAGAAGUACAAGUAUGAGCUCGAGAACAAGGUCUCGAGAGAAGCCCUCGUCACGAUCGUGUCAAACACAAACAUCCACCGAGCCCCUGGGGUUGCCCUAUUCUACACCGAGCUCGUCGAUGGCAUUUCCCCACUAUUCACCCAAUAUGUCGCCAAUGUACCCGCAUUGCACUCGGUUCUUGUCUUUGUCUCAAUCAAGUCACUGCCCAUAAACAAGGUACCCCUUGAGGAGCGGUUCUUCUUUGGACAGGUGGUGCCGCAGAAGUAUGGCAUAUAUCGGUGCAUUGUGAGAUAUGGAUAUCGAGAUGCAAAGAUGGAGCCGCAGUUUUUCGAGAAGGUCUUGAUUGACCGAUUGAAGGAUUUCAUUCAGAACAACGCGCCACCCGCUGCCGACAAGCAAGGCGAGGCUAGUGAUAAUGGAAUCGCUAUGAUCAAUGAAGAGGGAGUGCAAAGAGAGAUUGGAUUGGUGGAUGAAACAAUCAAGAUUGGAGGGAUCAUGUAUCUAAUGGGACAGAGUGAGGUGAUAGCUUCGAGUGGUUCAGGUUUUGCAAAAAGGUUUGUAAUCAAUUGCUUGUACAACUGGUUGAAGAGGUGCGUGAGGCAGCAAGAGGAACUGUUCAACAUUCCCCACAAGAGGCUGGUCAAAGUGGGGAUCACUUAUGAAAUCUAAUGGAAAUGUCCAUGAUUUUAAUUAAUAAUAUAUGAUAUUGUUGGAAUUUGAUAUUUAUAUUUGGUUGUUUGCUUUGUCCUCCUAGAGACUAUUUAAGCGAAGUUUGUGAAUUACUUCGGUUGUCUCCUUUGUCCUUUUAGAGGCUAUUUAAGCAAAGUUUGUGUUACUUGAUGAACCUACUCAUGGUAAUUGUAUAGUUAGA
Syzygium oleosum is the source of this 2858-nucleotide messenger RNA. RefSeq names its product potassium transporter 20-like. Gene Ontology annotation, biological process: potassium ion transmembrane transport. Bases 344 to 2656 code for a protein of 770 amino acids. Gene Ontology annotation, molecular function: potassium ion transmembrane transporter activity. The transcript has 7 exons. Gene Ontology annotation, cellular component: membrane. The record is from RefSeq and is a predicted model, not a curated record. NCBI's taxonomy places the organism in Eukaryota, Viridiplantae, Streptophyta, Magnoliopsida, Myrtales, Myrtaceae.